This is a messenger RNA of Cladophialophora yegresii CBS 114405, 1182 nucleotides long. RefSeq lists its product as uncharacterized. The transcript is spliced from 2 exons. The record is from RefSeq and is a predicted model, not a curated record. Gene Ontology annotation, biological process: fungal-type cell wall biogenesis; carbohydrate catabolic process. Gene Ontology annotation, molecular function: mannan endo-1,6-alpha-mannosidase activity. Bases 1 to 1182 code for a protein of 393 amino acids. NCBI's taxonomy places the organism in Eukaryota, Fungi, Ascomycota, Eurotiomycetes, Chaetothyriales, Herpotrichiellaceae.
AUGCAGCCCUGGGUAUUAAUUGAUGAAACUCACCCAGAGAUCCGACCCAUCACAGACUCCAUUCGCAAUGCGGCCGCCAGCAUCGCAUAUGGCCUCCAGUCCACGUACAAUGGCAAUCAGACCGGCGGCGUCCCAGGCAAAUUUCCAUAUCCGCCUUUCUACUGGUGGCUCAGCGGUGCCGCGUGGGGCGGGAUGGUCGACUACUACCUCUACACCGGCGACGCGAGCUACUACAACGUCACCUACGACGCAUUGGUCUCCCAGGUCUCAGACACCCACAACUACCUUCCCGAGGCUGAGAAGCUCGAUGAGGGCAACGACGAUAUUGCCUUGUGGGCUCUCGCCGCGCUGACUGCCGCCGAGUAUGGGCUUCGAGAGCCUCCAGCGCCGUAUCCCACGUGGCUGGAGAUCUGUGAUAACAUCUUCAACGACUAUGUGAGCAGAUGGAUAGCGGCAAGCGACACCUGUGGUGGCGGCUUGAAGUGGCAGGUUUUUCCUACAAGCGCGGGAUUCGAGUACAAGAACGCCAUCUCCAAUGGCGGGUUUCUCCAGCUCGCUGCUCGCUUGGCGCGCUUCACAGGUAAUCAGACGUACUACGACUGGGCGGAGAGAGUGUGGGACUGGUCCAUCACCAUCGGUCUCAUCGAUACCUCGUACAAUGUCUUUCACGAUUCGGAUGACAAGAUCAACUGCACGGACAUUGACCAUACGCUUUGGAGCUACAAUGUUGCCGUUUACCUCUACGGAACAGCCGUCCUGUACAAUUACACCAGUGGCUCCGACCUAUGGGCGAAUCGGACGACCGGACUCUUGAAUUCCGCGCUCCAGACGUUUGUGUCGCCUUUCCCCAACGCCACUGAUGUCCUGUACGAACAUUGCGAGCUUAGCUGGGCUUGCAACAUCGACCAGUACAGCUUCAGGGCGUACCUGGCUCGCUGGUUAGCCAAGACUACUAUUAUGAUGCCGCAGACGGCAGGGCACGUUGUCCCCGUGCUUCGAGCAUCUGUGCUUGCUACCGCGGGAAUCUGUACGGGACUGGAGAAUGGAACUACCUGCGGUGCAAGAUGGUAUCUUGAUGGGUGGGAUGGGACGUCGGGGCUGGGUCAAUCUCUCAGCGCACUGGAAGUUGUACAGUCAUUGCUCGUCGCUCAUGCUGGCCCACCAAAUCAAGCGCCUACAUGA